Arachis ipaensis is the source of this 357-nucleotide messenger RNA. The record is from RefSeq and is a predicted model, not a curated record. NCBI's taxonomy places the organism in Eukaryota, Viridiplantae, Streptophyta, Magnoliopsida, Fabales, Fabaceae.
AUGGCGACAAAGCGCGAUCUUAUUCCCGGUGAAUUUCCAAGAAUGCCCUUCAUUUCUACGAGGAAUUGCGAAGCGAUUAGUUGUACACAUGUGCAUAUCUUUGUUGGAUUCUCAUUGUGUGUUCCAAAUGCCACAACUGCUGCUUUGGUUGGUCAAAGUGGCAGUGGCAAGUCAACUGCGAAUUGGCAAAAGCAAAGAAUUGCCAUAGCAAGGCUAAUUUUGAAGAAUCCGAAAAUUCUGCUUCUGGAUGAAGCCACAAGUGCAUUGAAUGCUGAAUCUGAACGUGUUAUUCAAGAAGCCUUAGGAAAAACCAUGUCAAAUAGGCAUUGUCUCUUUCAGACUGAUGAUCCAGAUUAG